Molecule: messenger RNA, 2541 nt
Organism: Neoarthrinium moseri
Lineage: Eukaryota; Fungi; Ascomycota; Sordariomycetes; Amphisphaeriales; Apiosporaceae
Exons: 1
Coding region: 1-2541 (846 amino acids)
Source: RefSeq, a predicted model, not a curated record
AUGACUUCCGUCGUCUCAGAGACCCUGAAUGUAACUGCCUCGCCAACGACAGAGUUUCCCGGGGCAAUUCCUAAUAUCCCGUCAGGCACGAUAUACUCCGGUCCAGCAGAGACAUCCCAAGCCGCGGAUAGUGUUCCAAUAUUGUUCUGGCUAUACGCUCACCGGGAAUGGAUCUAUGAUGGAAACCACAAGUUCGAAUUUAUCAGCAGUCUGGUUCAAUCUCGAGACCGUGUGCUUGAACUUUUCAACAGUCUCAGUGACAGGCCUGAGCCAAAGCCAGAAUGCUCUAGUGUAUCGAUAAGGCAGACGCCGAUGUACGAUAUCCUAGACGUGCUCUGGAGUGUGCCUCAGCUUGUCAGCUGCGCCGUGCAAAUAUUGGAAACCCUCGUCAAGUCAAUAAGUGGUACGACCAAUCUUCCCCGCGGUGAUAUUAACCGAUCAGUCGAAUUACUUCAGGAAGUUGGUAGCAAGAUUAUCGAAAAAGAAGAAGGGCCAACACAAAUUUCCUCGCAGGCCACCAUGACGGACUUGUCGACGAGUGCCUCGACUAGCUGUAUUAUGAGCGUCACUGCUACACAAAAAAGCGUUUUUUGUACCGUUACAGCAAUGGUUGGUCAGGAUCAUCCAUUGUCGGGAGAAUGCUCAACUAUUGCGUAUAAUACCAUUGAGGACUGCACUAUUGUGCCAUCAUUAACGAGCACGAUAGUUUCAACGGCUUCCAUCAGCCAGGGGGUACUUCCAUCUGAAGCCUGCAGUAUCAGCAACUGCGGAACAUCAUGCGGCUUAGUGUCGAGAGACGUCUUGUACAAACGAAGGAAAUUACGGGCAAUCCAGCCUCGUGUUUGCAAGUGGGCAGAGCGCUCUAACUAUAGCCCUGCGCAAGACUUUAUGGCCGGAGAGGUUGCAAUCGCGGUCGAUAACAAAGCGUCGGUGAUACUUGAUGGAGGCGUGACCUCCUCAGUCGUGGGUUUCAUGGACCAGCCAAUUUCUCUCGCAGUCGAAGGACUAUACGGUUGCACAGCAGUGAUUGCCGUCUCGCGACGUGGUGCUUGGGCAGCCCAUAUUUUUGAGGCCCCACUCUUCAGACCUUCAGCCGAGGUUGAGGACAUGAAAGACGAUGAAGGAAAGCCGGUCAUAGAUCCAGCAACCGACCAGCCAGCGAAGCGCAUGCUCUAUCUAAACCCGGCCAAUAACUCGUAUCAAGAACAGCUUCCCGUGGCCGAGCAACUGGAAUUGUUCAAAGAAACCGUUUUAGGGGCGCUGCGGGAGUCAGAUGGAGCAUCGCAAAACCAUAGGAUGGGUCUCAAAGAGUGCCGAAACUCGUUUAUUGAGCCUCAAUAUGACUGGGAAGGACAUAUGUUUGAUGAUGAAAGCGAUACCAGAAUCUUUCUCCUCGCGCCCCUCGAGAGAACCCCCCAGAAUGAUCCCAACUACAACAAUGAAUUCCCUUCUGGGCUGAAACUGAUGUGGGACUCGGAUCGCAAUCCAUUUUGGGACUUUCUCCGAGCAGACAAGGCCGGACCAUCUUUUAAUGAACAGAUUCGAAGCGAGAUCCUAUCCUAUUUUGGGGGCAACGUGUCUAUCGAAACAAUUCCGUAUGCACCUAGGCAAGGCAGCGGCAGAGAGGAUGAAAAUGUCGAUUCAAACCGGGGUAAAGUACUGGUACAAUAUGAGCCCGCUGUGGCAAGCAACAAUCGGAGUCAGGCAAAAUGGAGGAUUUGGUUCGAGGGACACGUUGACACAGUCAAAACUGCGUCUUGGGAUCCGUUGCCAGCCCGUGGAAACAUUCAUGAGGGAGGCGCCAGCGCACAAAGUUGCUUUGAUGGUUGCACAAGACCCAUGAGAGGCCCACAAGCUCGCGCCGAUGAGGCUGCUUGCUCACUGGAUGCAGAGACAUCGACAAGCAGCAAGACAGAUCCUACACAGAGUCUCGCGACUACAUCUACUGCUGCGAGGUCCCCGUCCCCCACAGAACUUACUUGUACGGCCGAUAAGGACUGCUCUUCAAGUAUAUUUGCAGGGGCUUGUCCGCUCGUACAGCCACCUAUAUGUUCACAAGGAAGGUGCCGAUGUCGCCCAGUUGUUCCGCCGUCCCAAACCAAGAUCUCGUCCACGAUCGCUGGUAAUACCCAGCUGACCAGUGCACAAUCAGUUCCACUGCCCACAGAAUCGGCGAGAAUCAUACCUGUUUCUCAGGUAUCGGAUAUCACGUGCUGGAGUGAGACGGAUUUUCCAGGGCACGCUGACAUUUCGCCAACUACGCAGCGACUGUUUGCUAAUGAGUUUUGCGAGACCGACCAAGAUAGGAAGACAAGACUCUACAGUAACCGACUUAUGGAUUACACGUACAGCAAGAGACGAAUAUCCUCGAGUGGCAUUAAUUAUGAUUACAAGGUAGAAUGGAAGAGCGGGUGCCAGACUAAUCAGCCCAGUCAGAGUGUUCAAUACCCCGCGGAUCCCAAUGGAGCACUAGGCAUCACUUGCCGUGAAGCAUUACACGGCAAUUUCAAGAACUGUGAGUCAAAAGGCGACGUUGCAUAA